Molecule: messenger RNA, 3055 nt
Organism: Danio aesculapii
Lineage: Eukaryota; Metazoa; Chordata; Actinopteri; Cypriniformes; Danionidae
Gene: pmpca
Product: peptidase, mitochondrial processing subunit alpha
Exons: 13
Coding region: 23-1576 (517 amino acids)
Cellular component (GO): mitochondrion
Molecular function (GO): metal ion binding; metalloendopeptidase activity
Source: RefSeq, a predicted model, not a curated record
UCAUGGUCAAAUAGAAUCCAACAUGGCUGCUCACAUGUCCAGACUCAGGGGCUGGAGCCGAGCACACAGGUAUGGCAUCGCAGUAUGUCGACAGUACAGCAGCGGCACCUCUUAUCCCAACGUGUCUCUGUCCACUCCUCUGCCUGGCAUCCCCAAACCCGUCUUCGCCUCAGUGGACGGACAUGAGAAAUACGAGACCAAAAUCACCACCUUAGAAAACGGACUCAAAAUUGCAUCGCAGAACAAGUUUGGGCAAUUCUGUACAGUUGGAAUUUUGGUAAACUCAGGUUCACGUCAUGAAGCAAAGUAUCCCAGUGGAAUUGCACACUUUUUGGAAAAGCUUUCCUUUUCUUCUACAGCCCAGUUCGGAAGUAAAGAUGAAAUUCUGCUAACACUUGAGAAACAUGGAGGGAUAUGCGACUGCCAAACAUCCAGGGACACAACCAUGUAUGCGGUUUCAGCUGAAGUGAAGGGUCUGGAUACAGUAGUGCAUCUCCUGUCAGAUGCAGUUCUACAGCCCCGUUUAUUAGAUGAGGAGAUUGAGAUGGCCAGAAUGGCUGUUCGGUUUGAGUUGGAGGAUCUGAACAUGAGGCCUGACCCGGAGCCUUUACUGACAGAAAUGAUUCAUGCUGCUGCAUACAGAGGCAACACCGUAGGCCUGCCGCGCUUCAGCCCUGCUGAUAAUGUGGAGAAGAUCGACAAGAAGCUACUUCACAAGUACCUGCAGAGCUAUUACUGCCCCGAGAGAAUGGUGCUGGCCGGCGUCGGCAUCGAACACGAGCAGCUCGUUCAGUGCGCCAGAAAAUAUCUCCUGAAUGUUCAGCCAGUGUGGGGCGAGAGCAAGCCUGCCAAUGUCGACCGCUCUGUGGCACAGUAUACGGGUGGCAUCGUAAAGAUGGUGAAGGACAUGUCCGAUGUGAGUUUGGGCCCAACACCCAUUCCUGAACUCACACACAUCAUGAUUGGGCUGGAGAGCUGCUCCUUUUUGGAAGAGGACUUCAUUCCCUUUGCCGUCCUUAAUAUGAUGAUGGGAGGCGGAGGCUCUUUCUCUGCCGGAGGGCCUGGAAAAGGCAUGUUCACCCGGCUCUACCUGAAUGUUCUCAACAGGCAUCACUGGAUGUACAACGCUACUUCGUACCAUCACAGCUAUGAAGACAGUGGUCUGCUGUGUAUUCAUGCCAGUGCAGACCCAAGACAGGUGCGGGAAAUGGUGGAGAUCAUCACAAGGGAGUUUAUUCAGAUGACCGGGACGGCAGGAGAGAUGGAGCUGGAGAGAGCUAAAACCCAGCUCAAGUCUAUGCUCAUGAUGAACCUGGAGUCUCGACCGGUUAUCUUUGAAGACGUGGGUCGACAAGUGCUCGCCACCGGCAAGAGGAAGCUGCCGCACGAGCUGUGUGAGCUCAUCAGUAAAGUUACAGCCAGCGACAUCAAGCGAGUUACGAUGAAGAUGCUGCGCAGUAAACCAGCAGUGGCAGCGCUGGGAGAUCUGACAGAACUGCCUUCAUACGAGGACAUUCAAGCCGCUCUCUCCAGUAAAGACGGACGGCUUCCUCGCAUAUAUCGCCUCUUCAGAUAAAGAAAAAAACAGCUAUCAGACCCAAACAAGCUCACUCUGGACUGGAGUUCAGGUGCAAUGCUGAGAAACACUGACUGGAUUUCAUUCGCAUAGUGUUUGAAGGUGACCUUCAAGGGAUAGUUCACCCAAAAAUCACGUCAUUUAUUAUAUUUAUUAUUAUUUACAAAUGUAAUUGGGUCGUCUUAUAAAAAUCUUUUACACACAAAAAGUCAGAGAAUUGAUGAUCAUAUGAGGGUGGAGAAAUGACAGAAUGGGUGGAGAAUCCCUUAAAUGUUUAAUGCUGGAGUUUGGUUUCUCUCUCUCUCACACACACACACACACACACGCACACGCACACGCACACGCACACACACACACACACACUUUCUCAUGGUUUUGUUGAACCCCAUCAUGUGUCGAAAGUAAAUUAAUAUGCUCGUUUUUUACAUUUUCAACUUAACCGGCGCAAUAAGUGGACAUUUUCCCCAUGCACUUUGUUCAUAUCUGCACAGGCUGUGUUUUUCUGUGGAAAGCUGUUCCUCACGUUACACUUCCGCAAAUCUGUAUAAAACUUUUAGCAUUUAGUAUAUUAAACUAUUUAUAAACUACAACUUACUGUUUACUGUAGCGGUGACAACUUUAACCAUCGAAAACCCUUCAAAUAUUACCAUUUAUCCCUAAAAUACAUGUCAGUUUCCCUAAUAAAUAAGUUAUUAUAAGUUUUCAGGAUUUUCCAUGAAUAGGUAUGUGUUUAAUAAUGUUCUUUUGUGUUUAAUUGUAUACACUUCUGAUCAUUUUUCAUAUAUCAUCAUUUAGAACGGUGUUUCUCAACCACGUUUCUGGAGGGCCACCAGCACUGCAUGUUUUGGAUGUCUCCUUUGUUUGUCACACACAUGACGUCUUUCAGUCUCUGCUAAUGAGCUGAUGAUCUGAAUCAGGUGUGUUUGGUUAGGGCAGGGGUGUCAAACUCGGUUUCUGGAGGGCCGCAGCUCUGCACAGUUUUGUUCCAGCCCUGAUUAAACGCACCUGAUCAAACUAAUAGAGUGCUUUAGGCUUGAUUGAUACCUACAGGUAAGUGUGUUGAAGCAGGGCUGGAACUAAACUCUGCAGGGCUGCGGCCCUCCAGGAACUGAGUUUGACACCCCUGAGUUAAGGAGACAUGGUAAAUGAGCAGAGCUGGUGGUCCUCUAGAUACAUGGUUGAGAAACACUGGUUUAUAGCAUUUAUUUGCAAAGAAAAUUAAUAUAAACAAAUCCUUACAUAUUCUAAUUUGACUCAAAACACACAUAUUAAUGAUAUAUAUAUCUAGAGAACAGUAAUAACUCUGAAGUGGUGUCUUUUUUAUUUCUAGAGCUUUAUUUUAGAUCACUCAACAGGAACAUAUUCCCUUGCACUUCUUCAAUUGCUGUUAUGUUUGUUCAUUGCUGGUCAUUAUGUUAAUAGUGAUGGAUGAAUCUCUCAUUUGGAAAAGGAAAAUAAACGUUUGGUCCUUUCUUUAAA